CAGGCGCCGUGACCUCUGCCGGCACCAAGAUGGCUGCGGCCCGCGGCAGGGCCGGCGGAGUCUCGGGGCUGCUGUUCCGCGCCGAGCAGGCCGGCUCCGUGUAACUUCCCCUUUCCGCAGCUGGAGAUCCUGAAGGCGAUUGUUAGGCGUUCUGAUGAAGAGUGAGUGUUUGCAUCCUUCAGAAUGCCUAACUCCAACUCCAAAUUUCAUCUCAGCCAUCGAGGUGCUCGGGAAGCUGGCAGGCAGGAGUUAGUUUCCAGGUCUUUGCAGAGCGCUCAGCAUUGCCUGGAGGACCAGGAUUUUGGAACUGCCUAUGCCCACUAUCUCCUGGUGCUACACCUAGCUCCUGAGUUAAAAACUAGUGUCAAAGAAACGUUUCAGUUUACUCUCUUUAAAUGGGCAGAGGAGCUGGAUUCUCUGGCACGGGUCCAAGAUCUGUUUAACUGCUACGAGCAAGCCCUUGAACUGUAUCCAAAUGACGAAGUGAUAUGUAACAGUAUGGGAGAACACCUUUUCAGAAUGGGCUUUAGAGAUGAAGCAGCUGGGUACUUCCAUAAAGCAGUGAAGCUUAACCCUGACUUUGCUGACGCCAAGGAGAACUUCUACCGCGUUGCGAACUGGCUGGUGGAGCGCUGGCAUUUCAUCAUGCUCAACGACUCCAAGAGGAACCUGACUUACCUGAACGCCAUCGAGAAGGCUGUCCACUCAGGCUGCACUUCUGUGCUUGAUAUUGGAACAGGAACAGGAAUUCUGAGUAUGUUUGCAAAAAAGGCAGGAGCCUCUUCUGUCUAUGCCUGUGAACUAUCAAAAACCAUGUACGAACUUGCCCGGGAUGUGGUGGCAGCAAACAGCAUGGAAAGAGAGAUCAAACUUCUGCAUCUGAAGUCACUUGAUUUAGAGAUUCCAAAGCACAUACCUGAAAGAGUUUCCUUGGUCGUCACAGAAACAGUUGAUGCUGGUUUAUUUGGGGAAGGCAUUGUAGAGAGCUUGAUACACGCUUGGGAGCAUCUCCUUCUCCAGCCAAAGCCUAAAAAUCAAGAUGUCAGUGCUGGAGACUAUGGCAGAGUUAUUCCUGCGAGUGCUACAGUAUUUGGGAUGGCAGUAGAAUGCAAAGAGAUACGUAGGCAUCACAGAGUGGAAGCACAAGAAGUUGCUGGUGUCUGCUUGUCAAAUGCAGUGCAGUUCUUCAGUCCAACUUAUGCUUGUGCUGGCUCAGAGGAGACUAUUGAACCUUACACCACUGAGAAGCUCAGUCGUGUUCCUGGAGGUUACAUACCCCUGACAGAACCCUGUCAAGUCAUGACAGUAGAUUUCAAUGAUCUGCAGAAGCUGAAAAGCCUUGCAGCCAGAAAGCCAUGGAAACUCAGCCUGCCAGUCACUGAAGGAGGAAUACUGGAUGCUGUAGUAGUGUGGUUUGUACUACAGCUUGAUGAGGAGCAUGCUCUGUCUACAAGUCCUAGUGAGGAAACUUGCUGGGAACAGGCAGUCUACCCUGUGCAGGGCCAGCUUGAUUACUGUGUGAAGACUGGAGAUACUGUGGUGAUGGAGGUUUGCUGCCAGGACUGCUACCUGAAGAUCCAGAAGAUUUCUUCUGUGUCUCCGGAGUGUGGGAUGGACUUUGGUGACAGAGCUGACCUGCUGAGUUUGGGCAAUGAGGCCGAGUUGUGCAGUGCUCUGGCUGGUCUUCAGACAAGCAGCAAGCAGGAGGGCAGCAGGCAGGUGUGCGUGUUGGAAUCUGCAGAAAUAGCCCUGCUCAAUGAUGUCCCCUACCACGAGUGCUUUAAAGCUGCCAUGGGCAAAGUGCUGCUGUCACUAAAUCCAAGGAAGGACUUGCAGUCCAUGGACGUUGAUGGCCUUGGCAGUGAGAUGAACUUCCAAGAGAGUCAGAACAAGAGCUCUCUAGAUGAGACUCCUGAUCCUCUGUACGUUUUAGAUGUGUCUGAAGGCUUUUCUAUCCUGCCAAUUAUAGCUGGCAAACUUGGACCGGUCAGAGCCUACAGUUCUGUGGAGAAGGAACAGCACCAGGCAGCACUUAAUGUCAUUGCAGAAGCUAACCAUUUCCCUAAGGAAACAUUAGAGUUUUGGCUCAGCCACUUAGAAGAUGAAAGUGUUGUGCUACAGAGACCCAAAUCGGACAAACUUUGGAGCAUCAUUAUCUUGGAUGUUAUAGAGACAUCAGGUUUAAUCCAGCAGGAGGUGAUGGAAAAAGCUGCAAUAUCCAGGUGUCUGCUACACAGUGGAGGGAAGAUUUUCCCACAGUAUGUGUUGGUGUAUGGGAUGCUUGUAGAGUCAGAGUCUCUGCUACUGGAGAGUGCUGUCCAGGGGUCAGAACCAACUCUGGGCUUUAACGUUGCCCCUUUCAUCAACCAGUUCAAGGUACCUGUUCGUGUAUAUUUGGAUCUCUCUACAUUGCCUUGCCUACCCUUGAGUGAGCCAGCAGAGCUUUUAAGGCUAGAUCUCAUGAACCCUCUGCUGAACAGCUCCAGCAGAGAAGUGAAGGUACGAGUUUGUAAGUCUGGCCGAGUGACUGCAGUUCCCUUCUGGUAUCACAUCCAUCUUGAUGAAGAGCAGAGCUUGAAUACAUCUGAUGAGUCGUCCCACUGGAAACAAGCUGCAGUUGUUCUGGAUGAGCCCAUCCCAGUGGAAGUUGGAGAUGAGCUGGUGCUGGACGUUCAACACCACAAAAGCAAUAUCAGCAUCGCAGUCAAGCGGUGACUGCAGGGUGGUGAAGCACCUGUGCAGGAACUGACUCUUCCCCCCAGCACUGCUGUUCACUUGUAUUAAGUCUGCAUUUUCUGUAGGGAUCCAAGAGGCUGUUUUGUGGCAUUAAGAGUAGAUACUUGGCUUCCACUCAGUCUUGCACUGUCAAGGGAGCAGUGAGGGGAGCAAAAAGUGCAGUGACCACAGUGUGGGGACAUACUACUGCUGCUGUCCCAAUUCUGAUUUCAAUGUAAGUCUCAAAUACUGCAAGCCCAAGCUCUUGUCCUAGUUCCACCUAAGAUCUCUCUCCUGGGAGGAGGGCAGUGGUGGUCCUGUGUCAUCAAAUUACUGUAGCAGUAAUUCAAAGUGAACAGUUUAAAUAAAAUCUUUAAUUGCUUAUGUACAACAAA
Messenger RNA from Pogoniulus pusillus (Red-fronted tinkerbird), 3110 nucleotides. It is a transcript of the gene PRMT9, whose product is annotated as protein arginine methyltransferase 9. The record is from RefSeq and is a predicted model, not a curated record. Gene Ontology annotation, cellular component: nucleus. Gene Ontology annotation, molecular function: protein binding; protein-arginine N-methyltransferase activity. Gene Ontology annotation, biological process: peptidyl-arginine methylation. NCBI's taxonomy places the organism in Eukaryota, Metazoa, Chordata, Aves, Piciformes, Lybiidae. Bases 184 to 2715 code for a protein of 843 amino acids. The transcript has 14 exons.